Pelagomonas calceolata is the source of this 1133-nucleotide messenger RNA. The record is from the annotation of a GenBank genome assembly. NCBI's taxonomy places the organism in Eukaryota, Pelagophyceae, Pelagomonadales, Pelagomonadaceae.
GUCUUAGGCCGCUAGCCUCAAAAACGCGCGCGCGCGAAGCGGCGGCUCGACGGUGCGUGCGGUGCUUCACGCGUGAUAAAAACACUGUCUGCACAGCGCUCAUACAAGUUUUGAAGCGCUGCUUGCGUUUCGCAGCUCAGACAAGAAGUGCUGUAAUCAGCAGCACUGGCAUCGAUCCCUGCGCGGCCCGCGAACGCGCCGUCGCCGCGACAUAACAAAUGGACCACUGGCAGAACACGGAGCAGCGCGAGGACAAGUACGGCGACCACGGCGGCGACCACCAACAAUACCUGCAGCAAAAGCGCCGAAAGCUCGACGACCAGCGAAGGCGAACGGAAGGGAACUGGUUCGCCGGCUGCGUCGUCUGGAUCGACGGGCUGACGGACCCGCCGGCGGACGACCUCGAGCAGCUAGUCGUGGCGGGCGGCGGCCUCGUCUGCGAUUCUCGGGACCGGCGCGCGACGCACAUCGUGGCGGUCAAUAUGACGGCGGCGCAGACGAAGAAGCUGAAGGCGCGGAAGCGGGGCUUCGCCAAGCCCGCCGUCUGUCCGCAGUGGGUCGUCGACAGCGCGGCGCGGCGCUGCCGGCAGGACCCCGGGCCGUAUUUAUUGUGGCGGGCCUCUGGUCCUACAAAUGAAGCGCUGGCCGUCGUGCGCGCGCGGAACAACCUGCGGAAGGCGGGGUUUGGAUCUGAGGCUGUGGAAGAGGUUGUGGAUGACGCGUCGUCGGUGUCGAGUGUAGAGGUGCCUCCGGAAGAAGAAUAUGUGCAAGGGCCGUCGUUAUUAGGGCGCGUCGAAUCCUGGGCCGCGGUCGGCCCCGCCGUCGCCAUGUUCCUUGGACGGGCGGAUCCCGAGAACCGCGCGACCGUUUUAUUACUAUUGGAGCUCGCGUCGGAGCUCGUCGAGCGGUCGCGGCUGGAGGACGUGGAGGGGCUCAUGCGCCUGCUGGAGGAGCACGCCACCGCGCACCCGCCGUGGCGGAAAUCCGCGCGCCUUUUGUUUGACCUCGUUUCGUUCCUCGUGAAGGACCGCUACGGCUCCGAGCUCGCGGUCCUGCGGGCGCGGCCUGACUGGUUCUUCCUGGGGACGCCGUCGCAGUAGGGGAGGUAUGUGUAAGUUGUCCUUGUGCGCGUC